Messenger RNA from Habropoda laboriosa, 1443 nucleotides. RefSeq names its product katanin p60 ATPase-containing subunit A-like 2. Lineage: Eukaryota; Metazoa; Arthropoda; Insecta; Hymenoptera; Apidae. The coding region runs from base 1 to 1443 and encodes 480 amino acids. Gene Ontology annotation, molecular function: ATP hydrolysis activity; ATP binding. The record is from RefSeq and is a predicted model, not a curated record. The transcript is spliced from 8 exons.
AUGAACACCGAUUUGUCGAUGCAAGGAAGCGCAAAUCAAUUUUACUACAAUCUACGGGAUAAGGGGGCCUCUCGUAUGAUGGAACGUCAACGAUGUAUUUUGCACCUUAUACAAGAAUAUUUAGACAGACAUAAGUACACGUUAUCUAGCGACGCGGUGACCAGUGAAGCUAAUUUGUCGCCAAAUAUUCGGGUCUCUGAAAACAUCGAUCUGGAAAUAAUUUUCACCGAAUAUGAGAGUUUUUACCGCAUGAAGUACAACAAGAACCCGCUGUUUUGUAGACCAGUCGAAGGGAGUGAAGGCGUAACAAACAAUAAGAAGAAAGGCAAACCGGUCAGCAAACCGAAAAUACAGGAAGAACAGACGAAGCAGAACGUACAACAGGUUACAAGCAACGGUUCCACGAAUGACGUUAACCUCGCGAUGAUAGUGACACCUAUAUUCCCGAACGAGAACGAAGAUAGAUCUUCGAUAACAGAGCUUCAGUACAAUAGGGAACUGCACAUACAAUCGAACCUAUCGAGAUGCGUCGAGCUCUAUCCGGUAGACUCGGAAUUGCGAAAGUUCGCCGAGGACAUAUCGAGGGAGAUCGUGGUGAAUAACUUAAACGUACACUGGAACGACGUGAUAGGACUCGAAACAUGUAAAGCCGCGGUUAAAGAAGCCAUCGUGUAUCCCGUCAAGUAUCCUAUAUUCUUCGCCGACAAGUUUUCCCCCUGGAAAGGCCUUCUGUUGUACGGACCACCUGGUACAGGCAAAACAAUGCUGGCAAAGGCAAUCGCGACGGAAUGCAAUUGUACAUUCUUCAACAUAACAGCCAGUUCGUUGGUCAGCAAAUGGCGUGGUGAUUCCGAGAAGUACAUUCGCGUGCUUUUCGAGCUCGCUCAUAAGUAUUCGCCCACAAUUAUAUUUAUUGAUGAGAUCGAUUGGAUAGCCACGAAAACAUGUCCCGAAUCGCAUGUUUUGUCCGAACCAGCAAAAAGAUUUAGAUCUGAACUUCUGACCAGUUUGGAUGGAUUAAUGUCCCCCCAAAACUCUAAUGUCGUCCUUUUAGCUACAACUAAUGCCCCCUGGAAUAUCGAUGAAGCUCUACUCAGACGUCUUGAAAAACGAAUAUAUGUAGAAUUACCCGAUACGGUAUCAAAAUUUAAUAUCUUCAAAUUGUAUGUCUCGAAUGACAUAUUAAAUACCCUGAAAAACUCAGCGUCAGAUAGUACUAAACUGAAGAACUGUUCUGCUGCAGACAUCAUACAGAUCUGCAAGCAAGCAUGGAUGCACCAAUCAACUCCGAUGUGGAAAAGACUUGAAUCCAAAGAAAUAACUUUAACGUCAGAUUUGAAAUAUGAAAUAACAGACAGUAACAGUUUCUUUGACACGUUUGAUAAAUAUCAACCCAUAAUUAAAAAUGUUGCCAACUAUAAUAAGUGGACAGGUGUUAUUUAA